Messenger RNA from Saccharomycopsis crataegensis, 1560 nucleotides. RefSeq lists its product as uncharacterized. Gene Ontology annotation, molecular function: transmembrane transporter activity. NCBI's taxonomy places the organism in Eukaryota, Fungi, Ascomycota, Saccharomycetes, Ascoideales, Saccharomycopsidaceae. The coding region runs from base 1 to 1560 and encodes 519 amino acids. Gene Ontology annotation, biological process: transmembrane transport. The transcript has a single exon. The record is from RefSeq and is a predicted model, not a curated record. Gene Ontology annotation, cellular component: plasma membrane.
AUGGAUUCUGUUGAGUUUAAGAACCAACGAAAUAUAGAGCUCUUCAGUAUCGAGAAUGAACCAGAAAAUGAAAAUUGUGAACCAUCAAACAGUUCAGUGAACAGUAACUUUUUCCUUAAUGACGAAUCCAAAGCUCUUAAAGUCAAAGAGCUUGCCACAGAAUUGCAAAUUAAUGAGAGAAAGCUUAGGUGGAAGGUUGACUUUUUCGUCUUGGCUCCGUUCUGUCUUCUUUAUCUCAUCGCAAAUUUUGACCGUACGCAUUUUGGGCUUCUUUAUCUUAAUGGUAUCACCUCUACCCUCGAAAUCACCCAAUUACAGUAUUUCGCGGCCUGUGCUGCUUUCUUUUCCCCAUAUGUGUUUUUCCAAUUCUUCUCCAACUUGAUAUUGAAAUCCGUCAGACCUCAUUUCUGGAUCAGUAUUUCUGUUUUAUUCUAUGGGACGUUUGUUCUUGCCUCUGCGUUUGUGAAAAGUUAUGGUGCUUAUGUCGUUUGUGAAUUCUUCCAUGGUGUGUUCCAAUCAGGUUGUGACAGUGCCGUCUUUUAUAUCCUUGCACAUUAUUAUGAGAGAAGAGAAUCACAAAAGAGAAUCUCAUAUUUGUAUUCCACUCAGCACAUUGCCAUUCUUGUUAAUAACGUCGUAUGCUACGGUAUCAACCUUCAUAUGCAUAACCGGUAUGGGCUUGAAACUUGGAGAUGGCUAUUGAUAAUCCAAGGCAGUAUCACCAUGGGCACUUCUAUCAUCUUGUUUUUCGUUUUGCCAGACUUCCCUGAAGGUAUGAGAUUCUUCACUAACAACGAAACCCUCUUCAUCGUCAAGAAGUUGGAAGUUUACUUUGGGAAGUCGGGGUACAAUAUUAGUUUCUCUAGGGAAGAUGUCACCGAAACCCUUAAAGAUCCGAUGAUUUGGCUCCCAGGGAUCACUGCCAUGUUCUUGGGCUGUGUUACUUAUGUUUUCACUUUCAUCGAGACUAUCAGUUUCAGCUUUGCUGGUUACUCACUUGAGGGUGCCAUGGAAAGAGCGACGUAUACAUGGAUUGUUGGGUUCUUUUAUAUUCUUAUUACCGGGCAUAUGUCGGAUUACUUUGGCAAACGGUCUCCAUUCAUCAUUGCUAGUUCUAUAUUUUCAUUGUACGGACUUUUGGUGCUUCGGUAUGCUGACUACUUGAGUUUGCGAAACGCUUGGAGAUAUUCUACUAAUUUCUUGAUUGCUUGCGGGUCAUACUCUGCUUUUCCGCAUUUCAUUGGAUGGGCAACUUUCAACUUAUGUGGACACUUGAGAAGGUCUGUGGCGACCUCGCUCAUGAUUAGCUUAUCAGAUUUGUCAGGUCUUUAUGGAUUGUUUGUUCUCCUUAAUAACAAUGCCGAACUCACCAAGGCUACCACGGUAGGGUACAUCUGGGAAAUUGUGGCGAUUGUAUUGGUAUUUGGAUAUGUGUUCUUGGUUUAUCACGAAAACAAGAAGAAGAGAUCAGCAGAAUAUAAAGACAAUUUCUACCUGCUUUCUGAACGAAAGAAAAUUCUAAUAGGUGACAAAAACCCAAGCUUCGAUUACCUGUAUUAG